AUGGCCUUCACCAUGCGCCAACCAUUCAAAUUAACCAGUUCGCUGGCUAUAGCGUCCAAAACUGCCUUUAGAUCCGCCCCCGCGCGAGCUUUUCAUUCCAGCAAACCUACCACCAGUUUUUUCACAUCGCGCACCACAUCACCAGUCAGCACACUCGUAAAAGCUAGAAAUGCAAUUAAGGGCUCGAGAACUUAUUUGCAGCCACCGGCGACUGUUGCGAAUCCAAAUGGAACGCUGAUGCAGAAAUUGUUGGUCGGUGGUGCGAUGUUUGGAGGAACUUUGUUUGCGAUCAAUAUGGUCUUCAACCGCGAAACUCGUGAAGAUGGCGGCAUGCCCGAAUACGAACGCAGUUACCUAAACGAUACCUUUAUGCACACAGGAAUGGGAAUUGGAAUCAUCGGAUUAUCUGCGCGCGCCAUGUUCCAAAGUGGCUUUACUUACAGAUUGAUGGCGACUAAUCCUUGGGUUGUCAUGAUCGGUGGCAUUGCACUCAGUAUUGGUACUAUGAUGGGCACUAGAGCUACAGAUCCAAGCAACUAUGUUCAAAAAUACGCACUCUGGACCGGUUUCAACGUAACCCAAGCUGCAUUCGUUGCACCCCUCCUCUUCAUGGCCCCUCCUGCCAUCAUCGCCCGCGCUGGUCUCUACACCGUUGCCAUGAUGGGUAGUAUUUCCUUCGUCGGCGCAACCGCCAAGCAAGAAAAAUAUCUUUACCUCGGUGGACCUCUCUUGGCUGGUGUUGCUCUCGUCGCUGUUUCCGGAUUGGCUCCCUUGGUUCUCCCAGCUACCGCAGUCAGAACAUUGGCUUUUACCGAAAACAUCUGGUUGUGGGGAGGUUUGGCUGUCUUUGGUGGCUUCACACUCUAUGACGUACAGAAGAUCUUGGCACAUGCUAGAAUGGCUGAGCGAGGAAUGAUGAGGAGAGAUGCGGUUAAUGAGAGUAUUUCAUUGGAAUUAGAUUUCCUGAACAUCUUCAUUAGGAUGGUACAGAUUUUGAUGAUGCAGCAAAACAGGAGGAAGUAG
Molecule: messenger RNA, 1023 nt
Organism: Botrytis fragariae
Lineage: Eukaryota; Fungi; Ascomycota; Leotiomycetes; Helotiales; Sclerotiniaceae
Product: putative bax inhibitor family protein
Exons: 3
Coding region: 1-1023 (340 amino acids)
Cellular component (GO): mitochondrial inner membrane
Source: RefSeq, a predicted model, not a curated record